UUUAUUUUUUUUUUCUGGCUAACCUUCUCCACUCCUUGAAGCAAGAUUAUGGAAGAAGGGAGAGAGAGAGAGCAGAAGGAGCGGCUGUUGGGUUUCUUUAUCGUUAUUAACAAGUCUGUCUAUGCUCUAGAGAGCCUUGCCAAGUGGGAACGUCUGAAAAUUGCUAGGACACAAGAAUGCCUUGUCCCAGCAAGUAGGCAGCCCAUGGAAACAUUGUGGAGAAGAUGUUUAGCUUGCUGUGCUUCUAACUUUGGUGCCAAUAUUAUAUACGCAAUAUCCCCUUCCCUCUGCAGUUGACCCAAGAUACUUCUGGUUAAAGUAGAGGUCUCUCUCAUCACCUCUGGGCUAUUAAAGGUGUUGAAAAUCCAGUUCUCUGGAGAAACACCAAUUCACUUGUACCCCCAAACCCCAGUGCUGGGUCAAAAGCAAUUACAAAAGCAUACACUUGCACUCAAAUUGGCUUCUUGGUUGUCCAGGCCUUGUUAACAUUUUCUAAGGGGAGGGUUUCUAUUGUUUUUAAAUUGUAUUUUCUUGAAUUCUACUAACUUUCUUUUCCCUUCUAAGAGAAAAGUCCGUUGGGCUACAAGAAAAAAUAUUUAAGAGAAGGCUUUGAAGCUGUGCUUUCUCUGUAGCUUAGUCUUCUAGUCAGGUUUGAAGUCAAGUAGGAAGAAAAUAAUGCUCUCGUCUAUGGCAAAGGGACCAAUUCAUUAUAUUGUUAAGUAUCAAGUAGGCUCAUGGGAUGACUUGCCUCUAGGAUGCUUUCUCUGCAGGGAUUUUUCACUGGGAGAUGAGUGGCAUUAUCUGUUGUUUAGCCACGUCUCUGCAUGUUCCUUUAAGCUGCUGUUUGGUAAAGGUCUUCACACUCAUUCCUAAGGAGGCACUGAAGGGCCUGCCUGUGAGUCGCCUCUGCCCAGCCAAAUCUCGGCGGGGAACCAUCCUCAAACUUCCUGUGUCUGUAUUUCAGGGAGAUCUGACGGGCUGGAUUCCCAAUUGCUUUUGUAAAAAUCUUGGAAACUUUGUCCUUCGUUGAAUUACGACACUGUCCACCUUUAAUUUCCUCGAAAACUCCAAUAACUCGGCUGAAGCCAUGCCUUGUGUUCAGGCGCAGUAUGGGUCCUCGCCUCAAGGAGCCAGCCCCGCUUCUCAGAGCUACAGUUACCACUCUUCGGGAGAAUACAGCUCCGAUUUCUUAACUCCAGAGUUUGUCAAGUUUAGCAUGGACCUCACCAACACUGAAAUCACUGCCACCACUUCUCUCCCCAGCUUCAGUACCUUUAUGGACAACUACAGCACAGGCUACGACGUCAAGCCACCUUGCUUGUACCAAAUGCCCCUGUCCGGACAGCAGUCCUCCAUUAAGGUGGAAGACAUUCAGAUGCACAACUACCAGCAGCACAGCCACCUGCCCCCUCAGUCCGAGGAGAUGAUGCCGCACUCCGGGUCGGUUUACUACAAGCCCUCCUCGCCCCCGACACCCAGCACCCCGGGCUUCCAGGUGCAGCAUAGCCCGAUGUGGGACGACCCCGGGUCUCUUCACAACUUCCAUCAGAACUACGUGGCCACCACGCACAUGAUCGAGCAGAGGAAGACACCCGUCUCCCGCCUUUCACUCUUCUCCUUUAAGCAGUCGCCCCCGGGCACUCCUGUGUCGAGCUGCCAGAUGCGCUUCGACGGGCCUCUGCACGUCCCCAUGAACCCGGAGCCCGCGGGCAGCCACCACGUAGUGGAUGGGCAGACCUUCGCCGUGCCCAACCCCAUUCGCAAGCCGGCAUCCAUGGGCUUCCCGGGCCUGCAGAUCGGCCACGCGUCGCAGUUGCUUGACUCGCAGGUGCCCUCGCCGCCGUCCCGGGGCUCUCCCUCCAACGAGGGUCUGUGCGCCGUCUGCGGCGACAACGCAGCCUGUCAGCACUACGGUGUUCGCACUUGUGAGGGCUGCAAAGGUUUCUUUAAGCGCACGGUGCAAAAAAACGCGAAAUACGUGUGUUUAGCAAAUAAGAACUGCCCAGUGGACAAGCGCCGCCGAAAUCGUUGUCAGUACUGUCGAUUUCAGAAGUGCCUGGCUGUUGGGAUGGUUAAAGAAGUGGUUCGUACGGACAGUUUAAAAGGCCGGAGAGGUCGUUUACCCUCGAAGCCGAAGAGCCCACAGGAUCCCUCUCCCCCCUCACCUCCGGUGAGCCUGAUCAGUGCCCUCGUCAGAGCCCACGUUGACUCCAAUCCGGCUAUGACCAGCCUGGACUAUUCCAGGUUCCAGGCAAACCCUGACUAUCAGAUGAGUGGAGAUGACACCCAACACAUCCAACAAUUCUACGAUCUCCUGACUGGCUCUAUGGAGAUCAUCAGAGGUUGGGCCGAGAAGAUCCCUGGCUUUGCUGACCUGCCCAAAGCUGAUCAAGACCUGCUUUUUGAAUCAGCUUUCUUAGAAUUAUUUGUUCUGCGAUUAGCGUACAGGUCCAACCCAGUGGAGGGUAAACUCAUCUUUUGCAAUGGGGUGGUCUUGCACAGGUUGCAAUGCGUGCGUGGCUUUGGGGAAUGGAUUGAUUCCAUUGUUGAAUUCUCCUCCAACUUGCAGAAUAUGAACAUCGACAUUUCUGCCUUCUCCUGCAUUGCUGCCCUGGCUAUGGUCACAGAGAGACACGGGCUCAAGGAACCUAAGAGAGUGGAAGAACUACAGAACAAAAUUGUAAAUUGUCUUAAAGACCACGUGACUUUCAAUAACGGGGGCUUGAACCGACCCAACUAUCUGUCCAAACUGUUGGGGAAGCUCCCAGAACUCCGCACCCUUUGCACACAGGGCCUCCAGCGCAUUUUCUACCUAAAACUGGAAGACUUGGUACCGCCACCAGCAAUAAUUGACAAACUUUUCCUGGACACCUUACCUUUCUAAGAUCUUCUCCCAUGCACUUCAAAAGACCUGGAAAGAAAAACCAUCCAGAGGGGGCUGGUCACAUGGGCAGAGAGCUGGCUAAAAAGUCCAGUGUAUGUCAUCUCCCUCCUGUAGACCCCAAGCCCCCAUCCCUACAGUAAACAACAACAAACAAACAAACAAACAAACAAACACUGUCGCUAUUUCCUAACUUGCAGGCAGAACCUGAAAGGGCAUUUUGGCUCCGGGGCAUCCUGGAUUUAGAAAAACGGACGCCACACAAAGCAGUGGUAUAAACUUUUUAUUAUCAGUUCAAAAUCAGUUUAUUGUUCAGAAGAAAGAUUGCUAAUGUACGAUGAGAAAUGUUUGGCCAUGCUUGCUUGUUGCAGUUAAGACACAUGUUUUACACACACACACACACACACACACACACACACACACAAAGCCCUUAAGGGUACCCACAUAUUUUGCCCUUUACCAUGACUUCAAAGUUUUCUGCUGUAAAGAAAGCUGUAAUAUAUAGUAAAACUAAAUGUUGCGUGGGUGGCAUGAGUUGAAGAAGGCGGAGGCUUGUAAAUUUAUCCAAUGCAGUUUGGCUUUUUAAAUUAUUUUGUGCCUAUUUAUGAAUAAAUAUCGGAAAUUCUAAAAAGUAAGUGUGUUUGCAAAAAAAAAAAAGAAAAUAACUACAUAAAAAAGGGACAAGCAUGUGACUCUAGGUUGAAGAUGUUAUAGGCACUUGCUACUUCAGUAAUGUCUAUAUUAUAUAAAUAGUAUUUCAGACACUAUGUAGUCUGUUAGAUUUUAUAAAGAUUGGUAGUUAUCUGAGCUUAAACAUUUUCUCAAUUGUAUAAUAGGUGGGCACAAGUAUCAAUACAUUGGCAAAUCCUAACAAAAGGGACACAUAGUGUUUGUAACACCGUCCAACAUUCCUUGUUUGUAAGUGUUGUAUGUAUCGUUGAUGUUGAUAAAAGAAAGUUUAUAUCUUGAUUAUUUUGUUGUCUAAAGCUAAACAGAACUUGCAUGCAGCAGCUUUUGACUGUUUCCAGAGUGCUUAUAAUAUACAUAACUCCCUGGAAAUUACUGAGCACUUUGAAUUUUUUUUUACGUCUAAAAUUGUCAGUUAAUAUAUUAUUUUAUGUUUGAGUAAGAAUUUUAAUAUUGCCAUAUUCUGUAGUAUUUUUCUUUGUAUAUUUCUAGUAAGGCACAUGAGAUGAGUCACUGCCUUUUUUUCUAUGGUGUAUGACAGUUAGAGACGCUGAUUUUUUUUCUGAUAAAUUCUUUCUUUGAGAAAGGCAAUUUUAAUGUUUACAACAA
Alexandromys fortis (reed vole) is the source of this 4177-nucleotide messenger RNA. RefSeq names its product nuclear receptor subfamily 4 group A member 2 (gene Nr4a2). The transcript is spliced from 7 exons. Lineage: Eukaryota; Metazoa; Chordata; Mammalia; Rodentia; Cricetidae. The coding region runs from base 1088 to 2884 and encodes 598 amino acids. Gene Ontology annotation, cellular component: nucleus; transcription regulator complex. The record is from RefSeq and is a predicted model, not a curated record. Gene Ontology annotation, biological process: central nervous system neuron differentiation; dopaminergic neuron differentiation; regulation of transcription by RNA polymerase II. Gene Ontology annotation, molecular function: nuclear receptor activity; nuclear glucocorticoid receptor binding; RNA polymerase II cis-regulatory region sequence-specific DNA binding.